Molecule: messenger RNA, 4259 nt
Organism: Aethina tumida (small hive beetle)
Lineage: Eukaryota; Metazoa; Arthropoda; Insecta; Coleoptera; Nitidulidae
Gene: simj
Product: transcriptional repressor p66-beta
Exons: 9
Coding region: 1037-2944 (635 amino acids)
Biological process (GO): negative regulation of transcription by RNA polymerase II
Cellular component (GO): NuRD complex
Source: RefSeq, a predicted model, not a curated record
GGCGUGUCGCGACGGGGCGGGAGAGUGAAAGUGACGUGUUGACGUCGGUGCUUGAUGCACGUCAGCGUAGACACAACACAAGGCCACGCCAUAUUGAAUUGAAUCAGUCGUCUGUUAAUUUUGGCCCGGAGUGAAGUGGUGUCCCCGGCUCGUAUUUUCCGUGUUUUGUGUUUUUCAAACUGUUUUUCGGCGUACGGCAAACGUCCGGAGGUGCGUUGCGGAUGGGAAGAUGUCGAUUGGGAUCGCCAGUGUCCAGUGCGUGCCCGGCUAGUGUGAGUUUUUAAGUCAGAAAAGUGUACGGUGUACAGUGUACAUACAGGAAGAUAAUCGAUUUGUCAACGCGAGGUUUAGAUUAGAAUUUUCGGUGCACUAAUUGACCCAAGGUGCGUUCGUCGGCGUCGGCCAGCUCGCGGCCGUAUCAUGUUUGGUGUCGUUUCAAUCGGCUUUUCAUGCAGAUCACGCGCGUGCUGACCGCCGGCCGCGAUUUUCACCCGCUGGACCGCACGAAGAGGAAAAAGGCCCAGCGGACCGUUUACAUCGUCGUCGUUCACCUUCUCGUUCACGUUCUCGUUCUCGUUCUCGUUCUCGUUCUCGUUCUCGUUGUUCAUUUGGAGCAGGAGACGCCGCCGCUCGUCGUUCGUGUCCCGUGUCCCGUGUCCCGUGUCAGUGGCUGUGUCGUGUCGGGCACGCGGUUCCCGGUUCCCUUUAGCCGCUGAUUUGUCGGCGGGCACAGUGCGGGAGACGUUAUUUACAUAAUUCCAUUGUUCGGCGUCACCGUCACCGUCGCCGUAACCGUUCCGUUUCCCAUUUUCACGCGAUUAUCAUCCGAAUUGGAUUGGAUUUUUGUUUGGUGCCCGCUCCACCGCUGCCCGCUCCCUGCUCCCUGGCUCCCUGCCUCCCUGCCUCCCUGCUCCACCUCCUCCCUCCCCCAAUCCACUCUCCACUCACAUAAGCGAACGAGAUUAUUUAUUUGAUGCUGAUGAAUGCACGCGGGAUCUGCGCUGGUUCAUGCAGGUGAUUGAUACGCCGGGCUCCCAUGGAAAAAAUGGAAAUUGAUGAUUCUGUUGUGGAUCUGAGUGUUAGUUGCAACAGAGCGUCGUCACCUUCCAGCAGCCAGGCGAGCGGCACGUCGGCGAGGGCCGCCACGCCGCCGACAGUCGCGCCGCCCCCACCUCCGCCGCCUCAGUCUCAGCAGCAGCAACAGCAGCAACAGCUGCAGCCGCCGCCGCCGCCCUCGCCGACCGUCGCCACAUCCCUGCCGGCCAUGGGUUACUCGCGGCGCGUGCUGAGGCCGCGCACCGAGCCGCGCAGCUACGUCGAAUCGCCCGACGUGCUGAUCAACGGGUCGCUGGACAAGCCGCGCACCAACGGCAAUCUAGACUACAGCAGCGACUCGAGCGAGGGCGAGAUGCCGCCGCUCGUGCCCAUCAAGGAGCUCACGCCCGAAGAGCUCAAACAGAGAGAACGCGGGCUGCGUAGGCUGCGCGAGGAGCUGCGCGUCGAGGAGAUGAAGCUGGUGCUGCUGAAGAAGCUGAAGCAGUCGCAGCAGCUGAAGGAGAACGUGGCCGUGCUGCCGCCGAGCAUACCGCAGUCGGCGCUGCCGCCCACCGGUCUGCCGAGCGGCCUGAGCAUCACGCCGACCACCGUGAAGGUGCCGCCGCCCGGUUCGAAGCAGCAACAGGCGCCGCAGGCGGCCCACUCGCGUCACCACGUCGCCUCGGGGCUGGCCGCGCUGGCCGGACAGCAGACGCCCGCCGCGGCACACAAGCCCGCCCAGGGUAGCGUACCAACCCUUCUCAGAGGGCAGCCGCCCAACUCGCGAGGAUUGCACCAGUCAUCGUUGGGAGGUCCGCAGAUGGGCGCACGAGGUACGAGCUUGUCGGUGCCCCAGCCGCCUCAACGGGGUACCCUGGGCGGCCGUUCCGGCUUCCCGGCGGGCAUCAAAGACCUGUCGCCGUCGGUCACCAUCACGCCGGCGCCCCCACAAAGCGUCAAGGACCGGCCCCGGGAGGAUAACCAGACACCGGCCCAGAGACAGGCCGCCGCCAAGCUGGCUCUUAGGAAACAGCUGGAGAAGACGCUGCUUCAGAUUCCACCGCCGAAGCCGCCGCCGCCAGAGAUGCAUUUCAUUCCGAACCCGAGCAACACCGAGUUCAUCUACUUGGUGGGACUGGAGCACGUGGUCGAUUUCCUGACGAAGGAGACCCGCUUCCCGCCGCCGCCAGCGCCCUUCUCCUGCAGCCAGUGCGGCCUCGACUUCACGCCCGUCUGGAAGUGGGAGAGCAAAGGCAAAGGGAAAAUUAACAAGGUGAUUUGCGAGCAGUGCGUCACCAACAACGUGAAGAAGGCGCUCAAAGCUGAACACACCAACAGGCUGAAGACUGCAUUUGUGAAGGCUCUGCAACAGGAACAGGAAAUUGAACAGAGACUUGCUCAAAACGGAGUCUUCACAUCGGGCAGCCCGGCACCGUCCCCGGUCACACCGGAACUGCCGCCAUCCACGUCGGCGGUACCGAAAUCGGCAACGCCCACGCCGGUGCCUCGGCACGCGGCCACACCACCGGCGCCGCCGCCCGCCCAACAAACACCCCCACCGUCAUCGCGUGGCUCGCAUUCCGGCAGCGCCGCCGCCGCCGACAAGUUCUCCCAGAGCGCGGCGGCCAUGCAGGCGUUACACCAACAGCUCCUAAGAAGUAUCUCGGCGGGCGCACCACCCUCGGCCGCCGCCCAUAUGCUCCAGUUCUCGCCGCUCUUCUAUCCGUACCAGUUCGCGGCGAUGGCGCAGGCGCAGGCCGCCGCAGCCGGCAGCACCGGCAACAAAUCCUCGUCCGCCGCCAACCCGAACCUGGUGGACAUGCAGCGGGCCGCCGCCGACAUCCACCGCCAGUACCUGCUGGACAUGAUCCCGCCCACUGCCGGUCAACGUCACAACUGGAAAACAUGAGGGGCAGGGCCGUCGCGGGGCGGCUGUCGCGACUGAUCUGUGAUCGCGACGUUUCAGUUGACGCGGUCGGUGGGCGGAGUCGUUCACCGCCCGUCCCAUCGGACGCUCCGACAGUGAUAGCUUUUAAGUUUUUUCUACGUUCGGUUCGCCUUUUCAGAUGAUCGGUACUCGUGGUCAUGAACCCAGUCUUUGGAAAGGCAUCCUUCCUCCUUCAUAGUGUGCUAUGACAUUUUUUUUCUUUUUAGGAAAGUUUCCUAUUAAAUCACUUUUUCACUUGUUUAGCCACGAACGACAUUUAUUUCCUCUCGUCACUGACGAAUAUUUGAUCAGACCGGAUCAGACUUGGAAGAGGCUCGUGAUACACAUUAUUAAUCAAUUAAAUUUCAAGUGAAACUGUGGCUUUUCCAAAGACAUGGAAUCAAUUAAUAAUAUAUUUAGGACAUGGUUAUGUAAAUAUUGGUUAGGGCUGUAUGAAACAACUACCACUACCACUACCACUACCCUUUGGAUAGAAUGUGACUAGUCAGCUGCUAUCUGAAAAGGCUCUAGAUAUAGUGUAUUCCAGAAGCAAAAGGUAAUAACGUGUCAAUUGUGACAAUAAUAAUUUUCGAAUGUACGCAUUCUCUUCCCGGGUUAAAUCAAAAUUAACUAAAGCUAUUUUAAUUAUCGUUAGUAAACACUAUAAAUGAAAACAAGUCCGGUAAUAUAUUUAUAUUACUUAGUCUCGUAGAGGCGCACAAAUAUUGAAUAGUUCAAAAAAUUCAUUAUUUCUGUGGGAUACAUUUCUAGUAAUGUGGGUUAAACCUGUGGCAUAAUUGUGUAUUGUUUGUAGUAGUAUAAGUUAUUCAUAGCUUUAACUGUCUUUCAACUAAAUAAAUACUGUGUUUACUUUUAUUUAUUUUGUAACUUUUGUCUUAAUUUUAUUAGGUAAAUUGUACAUACAUAUUUACGUUAGUUUUAAAAAUAUUCAAAUCGUUUAACCCGCAAACGUGUCCUCCGGAUGACUUUUUAACAAAUUCCUUAAUUAAACACACACACACAAACAUUAUUUAAUCAUCAAACACAACUGAAUAAGUUCCUCUUCUUAUACGACUGGUUUUUUGAAUGGUGUGUAUAAUUUUUUUUAGGUGUAGAUUAGUUUUAUGUGGCGCUAAAUCGUUCAUUUGGCUUAAGUAAGUACAAAUGGUCAUGCAAAUAUUAUUUGUAGUGUUUUAUGUUCACUUUUAUUUUGGGAGUUUCAACAAUUUUUUUUUGUUACAAUUAUUUUAUGUACAAGUGUAUAAAAAACUGUUUUAAAUAUAUUUUCUUUAAUUUA